AUGCGCAUGUGUGCUGAAGAAACUUAGACGCGUGUUCGUGGUAGAUAUAUCAAUUAAUAAUUGUGGUUUGUUAAAUAAGAACAAGAUGAAGAGUUUCCUUGGUCAUGUAACUUUCUUAAUUUUUGGAAUCAUAUUUGAGUUGCACGCGCACAUUGAGGCGGAAGAACGGAUUGACACAUCCAGUGCAUUUCCGGAACUGACAUGUUCAAGUAGGCCUUGUCGAAACGGCGGUGAAUGUGUCAACGCCAUCUGGUGGUCACCAGGAAUAUCACGAGAAUACCUUUGUAUGUGUCGGCCAGAAUUCUGUGGAACACGCUGUGAAACAAAUCAAUUUGAACGGUAUACUGGCUAUCAGCUUGAAUGCUUUGAAGAAUUUCAGCCUAUAGUAUCAAUAAAAGGAUCUUCAAAGCUUCUGUGGGAAAGCUGUCGGCAGGCUUGCGCAGUGUUUCAUAAAUGUAAAUUAAUAAAUUAUGUCAUAAAACGUGACGGACAAAGUUUCUGCUCAUUAUAUGAGAAACCACCAAGUACUUGUGAUAUAUAUCGUAUAUUGAAGUGAAAGGAAACGACCUGUAUAGCCUUGACAUGAUGAAUGAUGAAUGUUUUGAGCUGUAGUUUCUUUAAUGAAACAAAUAAAAUAUAAAGCUGCUUA
Molecule: messenger RNA, 649 nt
Organism: Limulus polyphemus (Atlantic horseshoe crab)
Lineage: Eukaryota; Metazoa; Arthropoda; Merostomata; Xiphosura; Limulidae
Exons: 4
Coding region: 86-556 (156 amino acids)
Source: RefSeq, a predicted model, not a curated record